Molecule: messenger RNA, 1131 nt
Organism: Cylindrotheca closterium
Lineage: Eukaryota; Bacillariophyta; Bacillariophyceae; Bacillariales; Bacillariaceae
Source: the annotation of a GenBank genome assembly
AUGACCGCAGUUGAUGACUUUGACCCAGCAGCAAACAUCCACUACGCUGCUCUAAAUAAUGAAAUUACGCGGGAGCUAACGGCAUUGGGAUUGACAUUUAGGGAUGUCGAGAACGACAACUUGCCUUGGGUCCAGAUUGCAGAAAUCUCUUUUGAAAAGGAAGUCGAACCAUUCUUCCUGGAUGCCUCGGGGAACAAAGUUGAGAAGCCUUACGUGAAUGGGUGCAGUGAAGAUAUUAUUUGGACUACCUUUUGGGUGGUCCAAAAGGGAUACAGUUUCUACUCCCAGCAGUCCGAUGAUCUUGUCUUUGUCGGAAGGGCGAAGAAGACCCCGAGUACAGGAGCGUCCGCUGUGCAAUCAGCUUCAUUGGUCGAGUGGAUCAAAUGCAAUUCGAAACUAGGGAUUCUCACGUUUAAAAAAUGGGACUCUCACGUUUACGAGCGGGCCGUUGAACUUCGCCAAUCUGCAAGCAUUGUCAAUCCCGUCAUUCAACCGAAACCAUUUUCUUCCUACCGACGACACAAACUAUCAAAACUCAGCCAAGAUCAAUCAGAAAUGGGCCUUAUAGAAGACUUCAAUAACAUCUCCAUCGCUGAUACCAGUGGCAAGCCCUCUGUAUGGAAAAGAGUGAUUAAGUAUCCGGACCAUCGGACCUACGUCUGUUUUCCUUGUCCAAGAGGAGUGAAAUCAAGAGAUGACAUCAAGCUUGAAUUCAAGAGCUCGACCGAGAUUGUAAUCAAACGAAGGCUGCCAGUGGAAUGUUUGGAUACUACGGUCCUUCUUGAUGGCAUUACAACGGUGUGCAGUGACUCAAACACCCAUGACAUUGUCCUUGUCAAAUCGGCACAGGAACAGGCAAGCAAUGCAGGCGUCAAACUCGAAAAUGUCAAGAAGGGGACACAGACCAUCUGGAACGAGCUCGACACCAUCAAGUUCGAUUUCAAAACUACCAAGAAGCUCUUAGAUCCGAAUGGGAACCACACAACGAGAUUCUAUGUUGGAUCUGACGGUGGCGACACAGUGUGGGUGACCUUCUGGGUGGAGAAAGAAAACGAUUUGGUACCGGUUGAAUCCAAUGACUUCCAAUUCGUUGGGACAAUGUUUAAAAAGAAAAGAUCCAGCCCGACAUAG